ACAAGAUGGACGCGCUCACUGGUUCGUGUUGUUUUGUGCGUCAAUAACCUAACUUUGUCAAGCUUGUGUAAAUGGUGAGGUCGAGCCAAAAACCAUCGACUCAGGACCGUUGCGCUUGUUAGAAGCAUCUAGGGGUCAACCAGUCCGUCUGAUCAUUGGGCCAGAGUCACCGAGUCAGUACGUCGUGCCUUCUAGCCAAGAUGAACGAACUUGCCAAGCUCGAGUAUUUGUCUCUCGUGUCAAAAAUCUGUACGGAACUAGACAACCAUUUAGGAAUCAACGAUAAGGACAUGGCCGAGUUCAUCAUCGACCUGGCAGACAAAAACAACACGUUCGAGUCGUUCAAGAAGGCUCUGCAAGAAAAUGAAGCGGAGUUUUCAGAUUCGUUCAUAGCGAACCUCCUACGAAUCAUCCAGCACAUGAGGCCUAAAAAGGCGGCGACCACAUCUAAAGACGGUUUUGAGGAAAAGCCGAAGACAGAAUUGGACAUGAAACGUGAACGAUUUCCAUUUUUAGCUCUCCCAAAUGACCCCAAUGUUCGGAAAUUGCUUGAUGAAGAUGUCAAAGUGGCAUCAGAUGCGUUUGCACAGCUUGAGGCAUUGGCUCCCACUGCCAGGAAAAGUGAUGCUGACAGUGAAAAAUGCAGCAGAGAUUCUAAGCGAACCAGUGAAAAACCAAGCAGGUCGCGAAGACACAGGUCACGAUCACGGUCUCGAAGUCCAGUUGCACGGUCAUCAAGACACCGGUCUCGAUCCCGCUCCAAGAGCCCCUACUCGAAACGAUUUUCAAAGCACAGGUCACGCAGUCGCAGCCGGGACCGCAGGAGGUCUCGGUCGAGAGAUCGACACCACGGGUCUAGUCGCAAGGAGAAGAGCACAGUGCCCGUGUCUCCCGAUCCCGUUGUGGGACAGAUCUACAAUGGGAAAGUGACCAACAUCAUGCAGUUUGGAUGCUUUGUUCAGCUAGAAGGGCUGCCUAAGCGAUGGGAAGGUCUUGUUCACAUAUCUCAGCUGAGGAGAGAAGGUCGCAUCACCAAUGUCGGGGAUGUGGUCACCAGAGGACAGCGUGUCAAAGUUAAGGUGCUGUCUUUUACCGGGCAGAAAACCAGUCUCUCCAUGAAGGACGUAGACCAGGACACUGGGGAGGAUCUCAAUCCAGUGCGGCGAGCAGGUGACACAGAUGGCACCGAGUCGGCCCGCAACCCAGAUCGGCCCUGCUCAUUGCCACUUCUUACACGCCCUGAUGACGACGACGUUGACAACCGCCGGCGUGUUCAAAGGAUCUCCUCACCUGAGAAGUGGGAGAUUAAACAGAUGCUGUCUGCGAAUUGUAUUGACAAAUCUGAGCUCCCCGACUUUGACGAGACAACUGGCUUGUUGCCCAAGGAAGAUGAUGAUGAGGAAGACUUGGAGAUUGAAUUGGUUGAAGAGGAACCACCUUUUCUGAGAGGCCAUGGUAGAUCGAACCUGCAAGAUCUGAGCCCUGUUAGAAUUGUAAAGAACCCAGAUGGUUCACUGGCUCAAGCAGCCAUGAUGCAGUCUGCACUUGCCAAAGAGCGUCGAGAGCAAAAACAGCAACAGAGAGAAGCAGAAAUGGACUCUAUUCCUGCAGGCCUAAACAAACACUGGAUUGACCCCAUGCCUGAUGCGGAUGGACGGACACUGGCCGCCAAUAUGCGGGGCAUUGGUCUGGUAACCCAGGAGCUGCCAGAGUGGAAGAAGCAUGUGACCGGUGGUGCCAAGGCCUCCUAUGGCAAGAAGACGCAGCUUACCAUCCUGGAGCAGAGGCAGUCGCUGCCCAUCUACAAGCUCAAGGACGAACUUGUCAAGGCCGUGAUGGAUAACCAGAUCCUGAUCGUCAUUGGUGAAACUGGCUCGGGGAAGACCACACAGAUCACCCAGUACUUGGCAGAAGCAGGCUUCACAACCAGGGGAAAGAUUGGCUGCACACAGCCAAGGCGUGUGGCUGCCAUGUCGGUGGCCAAGAGAGUGGCCGAAGAAUUUGGCUGCAGGCUGGGACAGGAGGUUGGCUACACAAUUCGGUUUGAAGACUGUACCAGCCCAGAGACACAAAUCAAGUACAUGACAGAUGGUAUGCUGCUGCGAGAAUGCCUGAUCGAUCUGGAUUUACUUUCCUACUCCAUCAUCAUGUUGGAUGAGGCCCACGAGAGAACUAUACACACCGACGUCUUGUUCGGCCUCCUAAAGAAUGCAGUCAAGAAAAGGCCGCAGCUAAAGCUGAUCGUUACAUCAGCAACUCUGGAUGCCGUGAAGUUCUCACAGUAUUUUUUUGAAGCGCCCAUUUUCACCAUUCCGGGAAGGACCUUUCCUGUCGAAAUCCUGUACACAAAGGAGCCAGAGACUGACUACCUGGAUGCCUCGCUUAUCACAGUAAUGCAGAUCCAUCUGACAGAACCUCCUGGUGACAUUUUGCUCUUUCUCACGGGUCAAGAAGAAAUCGACACGGCCUGUGAGAUUCUGUAUGAGCGGAUGAAGUCCCUUGGACCUGACGUCCCUGAACUUAUUAUUCUGCCUGUAUACUCCGCACUGCCGAGUGAAAUGCAAACUAGGAUAUUUGAACCUGCAACUCCAGGCUCCAGAAAGGUCGUUAUUGCUACCAACAUUGCCGAGACAUCACUGACUAUCGAUGGAAUCUAUUAUGUUGUGGACCCAGGCUUUGUCAAGCAAAAUGUCUACAACCCAAAAACUGGCAUGGAUUCUCUUGUUGUCACACCGAUCUCACAGGCCCAGGCCAAGCAGCGGGCUGGUCGGGCUGGCCGCACAGGGCCAGGCAAGACGUACCGUCUGUACACAGAGCGAGCCUACCGAGACGAGAUGCUAACGACACCCGUGCCAGAGAUACAGCGAACAAACCUGGCCUCCACUGUGCUCCAGCUAAAGGCUAUGGGCAUCAAUGAUCUCCUCUCGUUUGACUUCAUGGACGCUCCUCCCACUGAGACUCUCAUCAUGGCGUUGGAGCAGCUGCAUUCCCUCAGUGCAUUGGACAACGAGGGACUCCUCACACGUCUGGGGCGAAGGAUGGCUGAAUUCCCCUUGAGUCCCAACUUGGCCAAGAUGUUGAUCAUGUCUGUUCACCUGGGCUGCAGUGAGGAGAUCCUCACAGUGGUCUCCAUGCUUUCAGUGCAAAAUGUGUUCUACAGGCCGAAGGACAAGCAAGCACUGGCUGACCAGAAGAAGGCAAAGUUCAACCAAGCAGAGGGUGACCACCUGACACUGCUAGCUGUUUACAACUCUUGGAAGAACAACAAGUUCUCCAACGCGUGGUGCUACGAAAACUUUGUCCAAAUUCGGACACUCAAGCGGGCACAGGACGUGCGUAAACAGCUGCUUGGAAUCAUGGACAGGCACAAGCUAGACGUAGUUUCCUGUGGCAAGAACACAGCACGCGUGCAAAAGGCCGUGUGCAGUGGCUUCUUCCGGAAUGCAGCCAAGAAAGAUCCCCAGGAGGGAUACCGGACACUUGUGGACGGCCAAGUUGUCUACAUCCAUCCGUCCAGCGCUCUCUUCAACCGCCAGCCGGAGUGGGUGGUGUACUACGAGCUGGUGCUGACAACCAAGGAGUACAUGCGAGAAGUGACCACCAUUGAUCCCAAGUGGCUAGUCGAGUUUGCGUCUUCCUUUUUCAAGUUUGCCGACCCAACCAAGCUGAGCAAACACAAGAAGCAGUUGCGCCUUGAGCCUCUCUACAACAAGUACGAGGAGCCGAACGCAUGGAGAAUAUCCCGUGUACGCCGAAGACGCAACUGAACAUUCAUCACUCGUCAGCAGACUUUGCACGUCUGCGUGAAGAACAUCUUUGGCUUCGUGACCAGUACUAUAGUGCCGUUCUCAUUUGUGUUGUGUACUGAAACCACAGACCAUGUGUCGUGUAAAUAUGGUGCGGUCUUUGUUGUGUCAUGCUUUUUGUUGGGAAGAAGGAACUCUGCAGUUUAUAAUCAUGUUCGCUGGGAUGUGUUAUAAGUAGUUGUAUUUGUAACACUUUGUCCAUUCUCUUUUGGGAGUGACUGUUUUUCACUAUGGUUGCACGUGUUCUUUAUGUAGCUUGACCCGUUUGACUCCCAAGAGCUUUCCAGAGAAAAUGCCCUCAAGAAUAGAACACACACACGAAACAAUAUUCCAAAUUUUUAUUUUCCCAAGUUCUUACACCUAACAGACUGAUCAAUACAAAUGCUGCCUGAACAUGCAGGGGUUGCAUUUUGCAAUGCUGAUAGAAAUGCAGGACGAGUACAACACAUCGCACUAAUUCUUCCCAAAAGUUUGUUCACCCUGUAAAAAACAAUGUAUAUAUUAGUCUGUGUCAUAAGUGUUGUCUUUAUGUUGCAUAAUGUAAAAAUGUGUAAAUAUGACUUGAAAGGUGAAAACCUGACCCCUUUUUUGGUACUGGUGACAUUCACUCAUGUCCUAGUAUUAAGCAUACUGAAAUAAACAUGAAGGUUCAAAUAAACAAAUUGCUGAAAUGUUUUUCCCCCUUUUUUUGCAUAAGCAGCAGCAAGGUGCAAUAUACUACCACAAGCUGUUUCUUUUUUUCCAGAUUUCUAUCUGUUUAAGCAAAGGCCCUUAUCUCACUUACCAGUGCAAAAGGUAUAAUAUUCUGUUCAAAUAGACAUAUAGACAUGGCAUCAAAGCUGCCUUUCAAACACAAAGCAAAGUUUUCAUCAGGAUUUGCUCGCCGUUGCAUGCCUGAGCGAGCUAAGCUUUGGUAGGUGUAGUUGUAUUCGCUCUUGAAUGAUGUUUUAGCUUAUAGAGGCUCUUGUUCGUGACUACACUGCGUUCCACACCAUUUGCAACCACAGCACAUUUCCAGGCUGACAUUCUUGAGCAUCAUUUCUUUUAGCUGUGUGUACAACUGUAAUCAAUUUAACUACUAUCUUUUCUCUCCGUUAUUACAGAGCCAUUUUUAAUAAGCCUUCCAGUGCAAUGCUCCCUGGAUAGUACUGAUGCUUUACAUCUUCCAGUGCAUGACCAAACUUUUGAAUGGAGCCUGGCAAAGAGCCAAAGAGCUUUGAAAUGAAAAUUCCUUUGUUAUAUCUGAUUUCGUUGUUAGCAUAUAUUCAUUACAUGCUUAUAUCAAUUUUAUUAUAUCAAUUCAGAUUUGCUUCGUUACAUCGAGGUUCGUCUAUAUAUGGUUUUCAGCGCACAUGUUGAUCACAGACGUUAAUCUAAUCGCUCGCAACUUGUUUGCCUCGAGUUUCACACGUUUUGAGAGGUGAACUAAAGAAGUUUUGGGUCUGUCCUGCUACUUUACAUAGGAGAGGGGGAAAAAGGGAAGGAAAAGAAAAGAGAGAGUGCAGGUGACAGUGAUAAUGCGCAGUGAACUAUGCGCACUUGUGAUGUGUAUAUACGUGCUUUGCGCACAGCAUGUCGCAGUGCACAGGUGUCUGCUACCUAUGUGGUGUUAGAGCAGGAUGCGAGGUUGCUCUAUCACCGCAUGCACUUUGAGUGUUGUUUAACACUUUGAGGGUCGAUUUCUUUUGCCAUAUGCGACCACCCAGGGUCAAUAUUUUUUAUUGCAGAUUUCAAUUCUUUUUAGGGACUUAUUUAGAAAAAAAUUUACUGCAAUUUUUCUAGGGUGACCGUAAAGUGAAAAAAAAAAAAGUAUUUUGCGUUGGUAUAUAUGUGCUCUUCAUUCUUGAAUAACAACAAUAAAAAAGGAAAUAAACUUAUAAGAAUUAAAAAUUUGAUGCAUUUUUAUACACAUAGUUGAAGGCCUUGAAUAUGCGCACAUGAGAAUAUUUCGCAAGAUUCAAAUGUUCCUGCUCUUACACAAAUAUCUAAUAUGUACAUCCAUAGCGUAAUCGAACUGCGUAGGUGCGCACACUUAAGAAAACUGUGGUUGGGUGCCCGUCAAAAAAGCAAAACGUGUGACAAACUUCCGCUAAUCUUCAUCUUAUCGCCAACCAGAGGCAAUUAGUUUUCGCGAGUGUCAAAAAAAAAGAAAA
Dermacentor andersoni is the source of this 5959-nucleotide messenger RNA. RefSeq names its product ATP-dependent RNA helicase pea (gene pea). Gene Ontology annotation, biological process: mRNA splicing, via spliceosome; spliceosomal complex disassembly. Gene Ontology annotation, cellular component: intracellular anatomical structure; catalytic step 2 spliceosome. Lineage: Eukaryota; Metazoa; Arthropoda; Arachnida; Ixodida; Ixodidae. The record is from RefSeq and is a predicted model, not a curated record. Gene Ontology annotation, molecular function: RNA binding; RNA helicase activity; ATP binding.